UGGUGAAUGUAGACGUGUUUUUCGACCAGCUUUCGCCUCAAGUUAGCGUUCAAAAGCGUUUUUUCGCAAAGUUUUCGCGCUUUUUGUAAAAAUUCGAGUUAAAUUGUCGGCAAGCGGGAGUCAAGAACAACAGAGUUUUGGCCAAGAAGAACGAGGAAAGCGCAGAGUUGAGCGUUUUGAGCACUCAACUCUUCAACUGGUGAGGACCCCAGGAGUCAACAUUUUUAAAAAAGGACUAGGCGAAUUUAAUUCCCUGUCAAAAUGGAAUCCGCUGCUGUUUUAUCAGCCACCUGCCCAUCAUGGCGAGAAAUCACCCACACUAAGCCCAAUACUGAACGUGGACACAAAUUUGGACUUCUCAGACAUGGAAGCUUCAGUACUCCACUGCGUCAAUCCGUACGACGUAAACCCGAUAAGUGGUACAACGGUCGUACAGGAAGAGAGCGCCUCAACUGGAAAACCCAUCAAGCUCGAAAUGGAAGAAUUCAGCGAUCUUGCGCCGUUUCUUCCCGAGUUUUCGCAAAAGACAACGACAAGUACUACAGAUGAACUAAAUACGCCGAUUUUUGAUCGAAAAGGACCGUUUAAUUUUAUGGUAUAUGAAAAUACAGUUAUAGAAUCACCACAAGCCGCAGAUCCUUUUAAGUUUGAAUAUGACACAAUCCGGACGGGUAAUAGUGUACUUUCAAGCAAGCAAAUCAAUGACUUUUCAGUUUACGCAAACACUGUGAACGUUCAACUGCAAGACACCAACAAUAGUGAAAUAGUUAAUAUCGUUCAAGGGUCUGAGGCUAAUAUCCUGUUCGCAACAUCUGAAUCAGAUCAGGGAAAUAUCUACAUAAUUAAUGGAAACGAAACCCCAAGACAUGUGCAAAGUGAAGAUCAAAUUAGUGCAUCUCUAUUUAAAGUUGAAGAUACUACUAGUGUUAUAAGUGUAAAAAGUAACGAGAAUCAGUACUCGAACGUUUCUUCGCCUUGCAAUGAGUAUUCCGUGAAUACCAACACGAGCACUGAAGGACAAUACUCCAACGUAUCAUCACCCAGUAAUGACUAUUCCAGGACUAACCUAGGAAUUGAGACACCGGAAGACAGCAACAGCAGCUGUGCCACGCAAAUAUCAAAGAAGGUGCCCAAGCUGAAACUAAACCUCUCAUUCAACCAACCAAUGGUACUUAACACCCCUGACGUCAUUGACUCCGUAGUCGACCUAGAGACAAGCUUCAACAUCCUCGACUACGUCAAUGAAAAGGAUGUGACAACGGUAAACAUAGAGGAUAUCCAUUUUGAACACCCCUCAACAUCCAGGGAAUUGACCGCCGAAAUCGAGAACAUCGCGCCAAAGCUUCGCAAACGCAAGAGCAAACGAUAUGACGACGAUGAAGAUUACGUCCCUCCGUCGAAAAAAGCCGGCAAAAGAGAGCCGAUUUCUUCAGAUUCCGAAAGUGAAGUGGAAGUGUCGCUUAGUAGUAAACGAGGGCGACCGCCAAGACGCACAUCAUCAAUCAGUUCGGAUCACUCUGAUGCUUCAAAAUACAGGGAAUUGAGAGAUAAGAAUAAUGAAGCUUCGCGAAAAUCAAGAUUGAAGAGGAAGAUGAAGGAAAUGUCCCUGCAGAGAGAAGCUGAAGAGUUGUACGAGAAGAACGUCAAACUUAAAGCACAAGUUGAAGAGUAUGAAAGGAUGGUUAAUAACUUCAGGAAUAAUUUGUUCAAGAUAAUGCUUAAAAAAUAGUUUAGUGUGAUUAUUUGUUAAGUUAUGCUAGUGAUUUGGGGUUUCUUUAGGAUAAGAUGUACUUUUUAUUUGUUGUUUCUGUUUUAUAGAAUACACUUAGAUUUUUACAACUUGUUUCAUGAUAUCGUAUUGUACUAUUGUUCUUACCUUAUAUCUUAACGUUUUCUUAUAUUCACUCGUUUGUUAAUUGGAGAAAUUUUAAUUAAAGAAUUGGACAAUU
Tribolium castaneum (red flour beetle) is the source of this 1949-nucleotide messenger RNA. RefSeq lists its product as uncharacterized. Gene Ontology annotation, molecular function: DNA-binding transcription factor activity, RNA polymerase II-specific; RNA polymerase II cis-regulatory region sequence-specific DNA binding. The record is from RefSeq and is a predicted model, not a curated record. NCBI's taxonomy places the organism in Eukaryota, Metazoa, Arthropoda, Insecta, Coleoptera, Tenebrionidae. The transcript has 6 exons. Bases 365 to 1729 code for a protein of 454 amino acids. Gene Ontology annotation, biological process: regulation of transcription by RNA polymerase II; DNA-templated transcription.